AGCAAACCCACAAAAAAACCACAAAAAAUAGUCCGCGCGUUCAAAAACAAUUCCUUCAGUGCGUGCAGUACGCCGGCAAGUGGAAACAAAAUAGUGCUUAAUUUCACGUUGCGCGUGUCGUUUGAGGAAGUUGUCCUAAUCAUGACUUCCAUCAUUAAGAUGCAUGCCAUAUCGGGCGCUAUGGACGAAUCGCCACCGUGCUACAUCCUGCAGGUGGACGAUGUACGAAUCUUGCUUGAUUGUGGCUGGGACGAAAAAUUCGAUCAGGGAUUUAUUAAGGAAAUCAAAAAAUAUGUACACACCAUCGAUGCAGUGUUGCUGUCCUAUCCGGACGGUAGUCAUCUCGGUGCACUGCCGUACCUGGUCGGAAAGCUUGGUUUGAACUGUCCGAUCUAUGCAACAAUACCGGUCUACAAGAUGGGGCAAAUGUUCAUGUACGACAUGUUUAUGUCCCACUACAAUAUGCACGAUUUCGACCUGUUCUCGUUAGACGAUGUGGACGCAGCGUUCGACAAAAUUGUGCAACUAAAGUACAACCAAAGUGUAGCGAUGAAGGGCAAGGGGUACGGCAUCACAAUCACUCCCCUGCCGGCGGGACAUCUGAUCGGUGGCACAAUUUGGAAGAUUGUGAAAGUAGGCGAAGAGGACAUAGUGUAUGCGACCGAUUUUAAUCACAAAAAGGAACGCCAUCUGAAUGGUUGCGAGUUGGAAAAGCUUCAACGUCCCUCGCUGCUCAUCACGGACGCAUACAACGCCCGGUACCAGCAAGCACGGCGACGUGCGAGAGAUGAAAAGUUUAUGACCAACAUACUGCAAACGCUUCGGAACAAUGGUAACGUUCUCGUGACGGUUGAUACGGCCGGUCGUGUACUGGAGCUGGCCCACAUGCUCGACCAGCUGUGGAAGAAUAAGGAGUCGGGCCUGAUGGCUUACUCGCUAGCGCUGCUGAAUAACGUAAGCUACAAUGUGGUAGAAUUCGCCAAAAGCCAAAUCGAAUGGAUGAGCGACAAGCUAAUGAAAAGUUUCGAAGGAGCGCGAAACAAUCCGUUCACUUUCAAGCACUUGCGGCUAUGCCACACGAUGGCCGAUUUGGCGAAAGUACCCAGCCCGAAGGUGGUUCUUGCCAGCUCGCCCGAUAUGGAGAGUGGCUUUUCGCGCGAACUCUUCAUACAGUGGGCACCAAAUGCGAGCAACAGCAUCAUCAUUACCAGUCGCUCAUCUCCAGGUACGCUGGCCCGCGAUCUUAUUGAUAAUGGUGGCAAUGGGCGCAAGAUCGACAUGGACGUACGGCGCCGGGUAGAGCUGGAAGGUGCCGAGCUGGAGGAGUACAUGCGAACGGAAGGUGAAAAGCUGAACCGUUCGAUCAAAAAGCGCGAUCUGGACGAAAGCAGUUCCGAUUCGGACGAUGAGCUGGAGAUGAACAUCAUCACCGGUAAGCAUGACAUUGUCGUGCGUCCGGAAGGUCGUUCGCAUACGGGCUUUUUUAAAUCGAGCAAGAAAAAUUACGCCAUGUUUCCGUUCCACGAGGAGAAGAUAAAGUUUGAUGAGUACGGAGAAAUCAUUCAGCCGGACGAUUAUCGCAUGGUUGAUCUGGGCCCGGAAACGAACGGCACCGAAGACAAUAAGGAAAAUGCCGGAAUCAAAACGGAAGACAUCAAGAAGGAAAAGGACGAAGAAGUGACGGUUCUGGACAAACCGACCAAGUGCGUUCAAGCACGCAAACCGAUCGAGGUGAACGCUCAGGUACAGUUUAUCGACUUCGAAGGACGUUCCGAUGGUGAAUCGUUGCUGAAAAUUCUCUCCCAGCUACGUCCCCGGCGGGUUGUGGUGGUGCGUGGAUCGUCAGCAAACACGACACACAUUGCGGAACAUUGCCAGCAAAAUAUUGGCGCCCGCGUAUUCACCCCGAACCGUGGUGAGAUUAUCGAUGCCACAACGGAAACGCACAUCUAUCAGGUGCGCCUGACGGAAGCGCUCGUAUCGCAGCUAGAGUUCCAGAAAGGGAAAGAUGCCGAAGUUGCCUGGGUAGAUGCACAGAUCGUUAUUCGCAACAAGCGAAUAAAUACGGUCACGGAGAAAGAUGCUACCGGUGCGCCGGUUAACGGUGGCACACUUUCGGCCAAUCCGCCCAGUUCGGGUGCGAGCGCAAACACAGGUGGUGGCGCCGGCGAAAACCACCAGAUGGAUGUGGACGAUGUCGACACGAUAGACGAUAAGAUCGAUAAGCAGAUACUGACGCUAGAACCACUGUCGCAGGACGAUCUACCGCCACACAAUCCCGUGUUUAUAAACGAGCUCAAGCUGAUCGAUUUCAAACAGAUCCUCAUGAAGAGCAAUAUUGCUUCGGAAUUUUCCGGCGGUGUGCUGUGGUGCAGCAAUGGUACGAUCGCGCUCCGUCGAGUCGACACCGGACGGGUUACGAUCGAGGGCUGCAUUUCGGAAGACUAUUACAAGAUCAGAGAGCUGUUAUAUGAACAGUACGCUAUUAUUUAAGGUCAGU
Anopheles funestus (African malaria mosquito) is the source of this 2500-nucleotide messenger RNA. RefSeq names its product probable cleavage and polyadenylation specificity factor subunit 2 (gene CPSF2). The coding region runs from base 142 to 2493 and encodes 783 amino acids. Gene Ontology annotation, biological process: mRNA 3'-end processing by stem-loop binding and cleavage. Gene Ontology annotation, molecular function: RNA binding. Gene Ontology annotation, cellular component: mRNA cleavage and polyadenylation specificity factor complex. NCBI's taxonomy places the organism in Eukaryota, Metazoa, Arthropoda, Insecta, Diptera, Culicidae. The transcript has 2 exons. The record is from RefSeq and is a predicted model, not a curated record.